Messenger RNA from Parathielavia appendiculata, 1134 nucleotides. RefSeq names its product GroES-like protein. The coding region runs from base 1 to 1134 and encodes 377 amino acids. The transcript has 4 exons. Gene Ontology annotation, molecular function: L-iditol 2-dehydrogenase (NAD+) activity; zinc ion binding. The record is from RefSeq and is a predicted model, not a curated record. Gene Ontology annotation, biological process: D-sorbitol catabolic process. Lineage: Eukaryota; Fungi; Ascomycota; Sordariomycetes; Sordariales; Chaetomiaceae.
AUGGCUACUCCUCGAGUGAAGGCCUCAGUCCUGCACGGGUCCCGCGACCUGCGACUGGAAGAACGGGAUCUGCCUCCUCUCGGUGCCAAUGACGUCCAAGUGGCUGUCAAGGCGACCGGCCUCUGCGGCUCGGACCUGCAUUACUUCGGCCACUUCCGCAACGGCGACAUCCUGGUGCGCGAGCCCCUUACUCUGGGCCACGAGUCGGCCGGCGUCGUCACCGCCGUGGGCUCCGCUGUGACCUCACUCCAACUGGGAGACCAUGUCGCUCUCGAGGUCGGCCAACCGUGCGAGAAGUGCGAGCUGUGCCAGGAGGGCCGUUAUAAUAUCUGCAGGGAGAUGAAAUUCAGGAGCUCGGCAAAGGCAUACCCCCACGCUCAGGGAACGCUCCAGGAGCAGAUAACACAUCCGGCAAGCUGGUGCCACAAACUCCCUCCAGACGUGUCUCUAGAGCUCGGCGCCCUCGUCGAGCCCUUGUCCGUCGCCCUCCACGCCUCGGACAGGGCACGCCUUGCGCCCAAUUCAACGGUCCUCGUGUUCGGUGCCGGAACCGUCGGCCUUCUCUGCGCCGCCAUCAGCAAGGCGGUUAGCGACGCCAAGGUGGUCAUUGCCGAUAUUCAGGAGGACCGGGUCAAGUUCGCCGUCGACAACGGCUUCGCCGACGCCGCCGUCGUUGUGCCCAUGAAGCGGCCCGACACCAUCGAAGCGAAGCUUGAGUUUGCGAAGCAGGUGGCCGAGUCUGUCAAGUCGACGAUACUCAACGGCCAGGCCCUGGGCGAGGUUUCGGCAACCUACGAGUGCACCGGUGUCGAGACCUGCCUGCAGGCUUCCAUCUAUGCUACCGCCCCCGGCGGCCGUAUCAUGCUCAUUGGCAUGGGCAAUCCCAUCCAGACGCUACCCAUCUCGGCAGCAGCUCUCCGCGAGGUCGACCUAGUAGGCGUCUUCCGCUAUGCCAACACGUACCCGCGGGUCAUUGAGCUGCUGGCCAGCAAAAACCCACGGCUGCCGGAUUUUACCAAGCUCAUCACUCAACGGUUUUCCGGCUUGGAGAACAUCCCCAAGGCGUUCGACAUGGCUGCGAGGGUGAAGGAUGACGAGGGAAAGCUGGUCCUCAAGGUGAUGGUGGACAUGUGA